CCUCUCUCAGAAAGGCUUCUUUCUGCCUUUCAUUCCCCAGCUACCACCGGUCAACCUAACAGCACAGGCGAAACUUUUAAUACGGCUUUGGAUGUGAGCGACGAGUUUGCCAUUGGAUAGUAUAACCAAAGAAAUCUUCAUUGCCAUCUGCGAUCAAGGACUACAAGCGUUUCAGGUGGACGAUACAGCACCCCCAGGUACAGGUGAACCAUGUUCUUGCUCUUUCUGAGUAUGUGCUUCUGGGUCUCCUCAGCCACAGUGCCUUUUUAUGAUUAUGUUUACACAGAGCCCGAAAGCACGUUGAGUGUCAGCAUACCCAAUGAGCUUCCCCUCCAACCCCUGAUGGGAGACACGUUAAUUCUUCCCUGCUACUUCCAGGACAACACGGUCAACGACCCCGGUGCCCCCACCAUUGCCCCUUUGUCUCACCGGAUCAAAUGGAGUCUGGUCACCAAAGACACGACCACAACCAUUUUAGUGGCAUCUGAGGGAAUCGUAAAUGUGUCUAAGCAGUAUAUGGACAGAGUCACCUUAGAGGGAUACCCCACGAAUCCCACAGAUGCAAGCAUUAAAAUCACAGAACUCCGCUCCAAUGACUCAGGAGUGUACCGCUGUGAGGUUGUGCAUGGCAUAGAGGACAGUCACGAUAUCGUUCAUGUCCAAGUUCAAGGUAUUGUUUUUCACUAUCGUGCAAUCACCACAAGAUACACGCUGACCUUCGAGAAGGCCAAAGCAGCCUGUAUUCAAAACAGUGCCGUGAUCGCCACGCCAGAGCAACUUCAAGCGGCUUAUGAUGAGGGUUUUCAUCAGUGUGAUGCAGGAUGGCUUGCAGACCAGACAGUCAGGUAUCCUAUCCACAAUCCUCGCGAGGCUUGUUAUGGGGACAAAUACGAAUUUCCAGGAGUGAGGACAUACGGAGUAAGAGAUGUGAAUGAGACUUAUGACGUAUACUGCUUUGCUCAGACAAUGACAGGAAGAGUGUUCCAAACUACUUCCCCUAACAAAUUCACUUUUGAGGAGGCUGAAGCUGCAUGUAAAAGGCGGGAUGGCAGGCUGGCUACCACUGGACAGCUUUACCUGGCCUGGAAGGAUGGGAUGGAUGUUUGUAACGCUGGCUGGUUGGCGGACAGAAGCGUUCGAUACCCCAUUAAUAUUGCCCGACCGCAGUGUGGGGGAGGCCUGCUGGGAGUGCGCACUGUUUAUCUGUAUCCCAAUCAGACCGGCUAUCCCUUACCUGACACCUGCUACGAUGCUUUUUGCUAUUCUGAUGAAGAAGGUUCAGGGUUUCCUGACAUAUUUCCGGGGGCAGGCAAUGGAGUACUGAUCGUGGACACCAUUACAGAAGGCUCCCAGCUCUUUUUAAAGCCCACCUCCACUAAAAGUGAAGUACAGGGAGAGGUUAUAACACAUAAACCCUCAGUGAACACCAGUGUCAACCCAACAUACUCUGUCACAGAUGAUACCCUUCUGCCUAUUUUGCCACCUCCCAGCUCCACCGAUCUUGGGUCAGAGCUUUCUAAUAUGACUGAAGCUGUCAUGUCUGAUACGGGGGUUGUGUUUCAUUAUCGUGCAAGCUCCAGGCGCUAUGCUUAUAACUUUGUGGAAGCUCAACUUGCGUGUCAGAGCAUCAGUGCAGUCAUCGCCAGCCCCCUGCAGCUCCAGGCCGCCUAUGAGGCUGGUUUCCAUCAUUGUGAUGCUGGCUGGGUCUUGGAUCAGACUGUCAGAUAUCCCAUUGUGUCCCCACGCGAGCAAUGUUCUGGUGAUUUGGAGCAUCUUCCCGGUGUGAGAUCUUACGGAAUACGUCCUGCCGAUGAACAAUAUGAUGUGUAUUGCUAUGUGGACAAACCAAGAGGGGAUUUUUUCCAUGCAAGUUCAUUUGACGGAUUUACUUACAAUGAAGCUGUGGCCUACUGCGAGGGUCAGAACGCAUCCCUGGCCUCCACAGGAGACCUGUAUGCUGCCUGGAAGCAGGGUUUUGAUAUGUGCCGUAAAGGCUGGCUUCUGGACCGCAGCGUACGUUAUGCCAUUAAUAAACCCCAGCAGCUGUGUGGCGGAGGAAAGGCUGGAGUUCACACAGUUUACAUGUUGCCCAACCAAAGAGGCUUUCCUGACCUGAACACCAAGUUCGAUGCUUAUUGCCUUAAGGAGCAUCUGGAUGUGUCUCUCAAUGAAAGUAAGGCAAACAUAACAGUGACAGAAGAGACAUUGAACAUGGAGUCUCUCCCUGAAUUUCUCAGUCCUGUGGAUCUUGAUUUGUUUUUUAAUCAAAGUGAGCCAAACAAAACAGUGACAGAGGAGACAGUGAAUGUGGAGUCGUUUCCUGAUCUUCUCAGUCCUGUGGGUCUGGAUUUGUUUCUGAAUGAAAGUGAGCCAAACAAAACAGUGACAGAGGACACAGUGAAUGUGGAGUCUUUUCCUGAUCUUCUCAGUCCUGUAGGUACCCCCAUCUCUGGAUCUGGGUCAUCCGAGACCAGUGGUGAAGUCGAUCUGUCUGGAAGUGGAGAUCUGCCGAGUGGCUCAUCUGGUUGGAGCGGGGACCUGUCUGGAUCUGGAAUCAGUGGGGAUGUUUCAGGAUCAGGUCUUAGCGGUGAUGACUCAAGUAUCCUUGUGACCUUCUCAGGAAGCGGAGCAGUUUUGUCUGGAGUUGGAUCAGCUUCAGGGGGAGCCCAGGAGGCUGGAGAAGGUGAUUUCCUUACCGUUCCAUUUGAUCAGAGCUCAGGCCUUUUUGGUUUGGACUUCUCUGGAUCCGGAUCUGGCAGUGGGUCAGGCUAUAGUUCUGAAGGAAGUGGAUCUACCUCAGACCUUUCCGGCAGCUCAGGUGAGAUCAGUGGGAGUGGAGAACAUUCCGGUAUCUCCCCAGGAUCAGGUUCCAGCGGGGAUUUCUCAGGAUUCAUUACUUUCUCAUCUGGAAUGUUUCCCUCUGGAGGAUCCAGUGGCAUUUCAUUAGUUGAUGAAUCUGUCAUCCAGCUGGAUAGACAGUGGACUCAAGUGUCUACUUCUCCAUCCUUACAAGAACAGGAGUUCAGUGGAAGCCUUGUAGAUUUCAGUGGAUCAGGACAUAUCUCAGGGUCUGGGAAGAAUGGGGUUUUCUCUGGGAUGAGUGGUGAUCACAGCGGCUCUGGGAGUGGUUCAGAGUUUUCUGGUGUGACCUAUCUUGGAUCAGGAAUCACUGAUCUCACAGAGCAAUCUCGUAACCAGGAAGCUUCUGGGGUUUUGAUAUUCGGAUCUGGUGAGGGCAGUGGAUAUACAUCCGGAGCCUAUGUCAUUGAAUCAGGAGAAAGAUCGGGGGAAUCCGCCAGCGGUGAUAUCACCUUUUUCAUCAAUAGUGUGGUGACUGAACUGCCCAAGAAGCCCAUCCAUGCCAUGGAGCUAGGAAGUGGGAAUGUGGAGUAUAGUGGGACUGUCAGCCUGUCAUCAGGUAGUGGAGAUGACCAAACUGUCUUUGCUAGUGGACAAGAAGAUGAGCCGAUCCCAACCACCGGACACACAUUAAAUUUGAGCUCCAGUGUGGCUCCUCCAGUAGAACAAUCGCUUCAAGGGCCAUCAGGCCUGUACAAUGAUGCUGCCGGACAAGCAGUGCCAUAUUUCGAACCUGCAGGGAUCAUCAGUAAUCUUGAUACUACUUCUGCAACUUUACCUUCUAUAACAGAGUCUGCCAUUCCUCAACAGACUCCUUCUGUCAUUGAAGAACCUACUGUGAAUGCCAUAAUUGCUUCUGCUAACUCAUGUGAUCCAAACCCUUGUGGAGCUGCUGAAUUAUGUUUAGUGAACGAUGGGGUGGCCGUCUGUCAUUGCCCACCUGGACAACAUGGAGAAGAAUGUCAGUUUGAGGUUGAUGUUUGCCAUUCAAACCCUUGCGCCAAUGGAGCCACCUGUGUGGAGGUGGAGAACACUUUCAAAUGCUUGUGUCUGCCCAGCUACGAAGGAGACCGCUGUGAGAUUGAUGUUCACACCUGUGAAGAGGGCUGGAUUAAGUUUCAGGGCAACUGUUACCUGUAUUUAUCCGGGAGGGAGACCUGGCUGGACGCAGAACAGCGCUGUCGUGACCUAAACGCUCACCUAGCUAGCAUUAACACUCCCGAAGAACAAGCCUUCGUUAACUCGUAUGCACAAGACUAUCAGUGGAUCGGACUGAACGAUAAAACUGUCGAAAAUGACUUCCGCUGGUCAGACGGUACCCCACUGCAAUAUGAGAACUGGAGGCCUAACCAGCCUGACAAUUAUUUUAACUCCGGGGAAGACUGUGUUGUAAUGAUCUGGCAUGAAAAUGGCCAAUGGAAUGACGUGCCUUGCAACUACCAUCUACCCUUCACGUGUAAAACUGGUCCAGCAACAUGUGGCCAACCUCCUAAAGUGGAGAAUGCCAUGAUGUUUGGAAACAAGAAGGAACGUUACCAGGUGAAUUCCAUCAUUAGGUACCAAUGCAAGGAAAGCUUUAGACAGCGCCACCCGCCUGUCAUCCGAUGUAUGGCAGAUGGACAGUGGGAGAAGCCUCAAGUGGAAUGCAAAGCCAAAAUCAACACCAGACUGCAAAAGAAAUCUACUGUUCAUCACUCGAAUAAAGUUAGCACAACAUUGAAGAAACAUCUCUAAGGAGGAGACGCUGUUUCGUUUUUAAAAACAGUGCAAGUUUUAUAUUUAUUUUCUCAGCCCCUGAUUUAUAAAGUAUAACUUUUAAUAAUUUGUUUAACUUUUAAGAUAACUGUCAAUCUUGUUUAUAUUUUGGCCUUUAACAGUAAAUCACCAUACAUAAAUUAUUUUCCCUUGAUAAAGUGAUCCACUUCAUAACUCCUGUAAAAUAUCACGGACCAAAACAUCAGAGACCACCAGCAUUCCUAAAGAAUUCUGCAAAUGUUUGCUGAAGGUUUUUCCAAUUGAACUGUCUAGUGUUUCAUGACGAAACGACACAGAGCUUAAAGCUUGUUUAGCCUGGUCCUUUAUCUGUUUUGUCAGACAGAAAUACUGGCCUUUUUGUCUUUAUGUGCUAUUUAACACAUUUUAAAGUACAUUAUAAAUUAUAGAUGAGGUGAUGAAAUGUGAAGUUUUGUUUUCAUCUGUACAUUGAGAAGAAAGUUUUGAAUCUAGAGAGAUUUAUAGCCAUAAACGACGUUUACAAAAAGUUAUUUAUACCUUACCAGGCAGAUAACCCAAACUUGCACAAGGAUGUCAUUCAUUUGUUGUCUGUGUUAGAGAGCAUAAUGUGAAUUGAUCUAUUUAUUGAUUUCUCAACACAUAAAACAAAAUGCAUCCAUCUUUUGACUGGAGGUGUCCAUCUUUUUUUGGGGAUCCCAUGUUUGGUCACAAAAGCCAUAAAUAUACUGUAAACAGCAUCAGAUUUUGGUGGCCAAAUCCAGUCAGAUUAUGAAUGUAAACCCAAUCAUGCAAAUAUACUUGUUUGUUAGAUAUUAUCUGUGUUGCCCAAGACUGUGCAGGGCAUAGUACUAUAUGGGUACCAAACUAAUCAGCUACCAGCUAUUAUUUUGUUAUACAUUUUGUUUCUAGUUCAGAACUGCUGAUGACAAAUGCCUUGAAUAUUUCACAUUUUGCCUAUUCUGAUGGUACUGCUUUGCUUUUGUUAGAAAAAGAACAAGAGGCUGUGCCUCUUUCAUGCGAAUGGCAGGGACCUCUCUUUUAUACACCAUAGCUUUCAUUUUCAACACAGCAAAAACGACGAAUGCAGCAUAAACUGUAGACAAAAAUGCACACACAUUUCCUGUAAAUAACCUACUCACAGUGGCACAGAACCAUCUUAUCUCUCAUUCACAAAGUGGCCUCCUGUUUCUAGGGUCAUAUUGGGAGGAAAACGAAAAAGUCAACAGUAAACACUCGGGGAGAUCUUUGAGGCAUCUUUGUCUUCUGUCUUCUAAAAAAGGGAAACAAGUUGCCGAUAAUGUGUUCACCUGAACUUAUGUGUUAAAAUAACUGUAUUAUAGCAAAUGAAACAACUUACAAAUAAAACAUGCCAUCAUCUUUAA
Triplophysa dalaica is the source of this 5975-nucleotide messenger RNA. It is a transcript of the gene acana, whose product is annotated as aggrecan a. Gene Ontology annotation, biological process: cell adhesion. Bases 211 to 4593 code for a protein of 1460 amino acids. The record is from RefSeq and is a predicted model, not a curated record. Gene Ontology annotation, molecular function: hyaluronic acid binding; calcium ion binding. NCBI's taxonomy places the organism in Eukaryota, Metazoa, Chordata, Actinopteri, Cypriniformes, Nemacheilidae. The transcript has 21 exons.